Molecule: messenger RNA, 867 nt
Organism: Anopheles coustani
Lineage: Eukaryota; Metazoa; Arthropoda; Insecta; Diptera; Culicidae
Product: thioredoxin domain-containing protein 17
Exons: 3
Coding region: 269-676 (135 amino acids)
Cellular component (GO): cytosol
Molecular function (GO): protein-disulfide reductase [NAD(P)H] activity
Source: RefSeq, a predicted model, not a curated record
GCCACUAAAAAGUUAUUAAAAAUUAGUUGCUUUAGCCAUUAGUUAUGACCAAGAUUUUUGAAGCUCCAGCGGAAAGUGAGUCAGCUGAGCUGGUCAAUUGUGAAUUGUCAACAGCGAUUGAAGCAUAGCACAACAUUCUACUUUCCUAAACAUUUACCACACUGUGCAGAUUUGUGUUGCCUUCUGGUUGCACAACGAAUAGCUUGCUAAGUUUAUCGUGAUCGUCAGUAUAAAUACUCCUUUUUUAUACCAUUCGUUUCAUUUGUGAAUGCGCCUAUCGCUGAUAAGGUUCGCAAGAAUGGUUGUGAAACAUAAGGUCACUGGAUACGAGGAGUUUACCAAGCUGGCGGAAAGUUUGGAAAGCAGCGGCGAGCCGGUCCAUAUCUUGUUCACCGGGAGCAAGGACGAAAAUGGGGAAAGCUGGUGUCCGUACUGCGUCAAGGCCGCACCAGUAGUGACGAAGGCUCUGGAAAAUGCGCCGGAAAAAAGUCAUUUCAUAACGGUUGAAAUUGAGCGUCCAUUCUGGAAGGAUCAAAACUGUCCCUACCGUAAGGAUCCCCGAACCCAUCUGGUGUUUCUUCCAACCCUGCUGAGGUGGCGAUCGCCCCAGCGCUUGGAUGGUUCUCAGUGCGCCAAUGAAGAUCUGGUAGACAUGCUGUUGCAGGAUGAAGAUUAAAGGGAGAAGAGAAGCACGUGUGCGCCCCAUGUUUCCGUAGCCGUUGGAAUGAAGGAUUUUAUUUGCAAUAUUAUUUUCCCCCGAGGUCUCCCUGUUUCAGGAAGAGCAAAGGAGCGUAUUGGUCAAUAUUAUAAUGUGUUUUUUAGAGCUUGUCUUUUCUACUCAACCAAUAAAUAUUAAAAAGUGAAGUA